This is a messenger RNA of Arabidopsis arenosa, 520 nucleotides long. NCBI's taxonomy places the organism in Eukaryota, Viridiplantae, Streptophyta, Magnoliopsida, Brassicales, Brassicaceae. The record is from the annotation of a GenBank genome assembly.
AUCUAAUCCGUUUUCCAUGGCUUCCUCUCCCAAAAUCACUAAUCUCCCUUACAAGAGGCUUUCUCUAGAAGAUGAUGUCUUCGGCCAAACAACAAGAAGAAGAUCGUCAUUCUAUUCUUACAGGUUCAGGAGAGUGGUGUCAUUGGGAGGAAGAAGGAGGAUUAGGGUUAGAGUUAAGAUCCGAAGACUUAGAGGAUUUGUAAGGAAGAAAGCGAAUAGGGUCAAAACUGGAAUUUUAAAAAUAUUGAAGAGGUUGAAGGAGAGUCAAUCACACUUUGGUGAUCUCUUUGCUGGUAAUUACCUUUUCAUGCAAGUUAAUCCUUCUUCUCUUAACACUAAGUAUGUCUUCGACAAAUCUUUUCAAAGCCAAAAUGGUAACUUCCCCUCUAGAUUAUCUCUUCCUAGAGUUCUUAUGUAAAGACGGAUAAACAAUAACUAUAGUUAUGUUUCUGUAUUGUUCUAAUUACAUGUGGUUCUGUGUCUGGUUUUGUAACUUUUUCAAGAAAAAAUUAAAUACAAA